Molecule: messenger RNA, 3099 nt
Organism: Ctenopharyngodon idella (grass carp)
Lineage: Eukaryota; Metazoa; Chordata; Actinopteri; Cypriniformes; Xenocyprididae
Exons: 15
Coding region: 159-2228 (689 amino acids)
Source: RefSeq, a predicted model, not a curated record
CAUUGAUGCUAGGAAACAAGAUGUUUCGCACAUGAGUUCUGAACGUUGUCUAAUCGAUUAAAAAUAUCCAGGUUACUGAUAAAUCAGUGAUAAUAACAGUGGAGGGAAACAUUCUGAAGGAAGCAAGAGACAUCAGGAGGCAUUUGGUGGAACCCGUGAUGAGGCUGAAUCUGUGGCUUCUGGCUGUCUGCCUGCUGUCACUGACUCGCACCACUGCGGGAUCCAUUUUGGGUGCAGCUGUCAAUAUUGAAUUGCUUGAUCAAGACAGAUCACAGCAGGUCAGGGCUCAUUACAGUCUGGUGUCCAGCUUGCCCUGUCCAGCGCUGGAUGAGCUGUGUAAUGAAGUGAACUGCGUCGAUCAGCUUAGCUCAUCUCCAGUGAAAGGAGUUUUACCUUCACCAGGCUGGUGCCUCCGUCAGUGGCAGAAAAACAUCCCCCAAAACCACACCUCUACUCUUCAGCUCAGAUCUGAUGGAGCUGUUUCACUAUAUUCAAGAGCAGAUCUCUCUGUCAGAUCGGACACUAACGGUAUUAACCAGCCUCCAUAUGUGUCGCUACCUCCUCCAGUCAGGUUACAAGCUGGUUGUCCUCAAGAAAUCCCGGUGAAUGUGAUGGAUUUGGAUGGAGAUGAGAUUCGCUGUCGUUAUGAGAAGACUGGCCUUGGUGAAUUUAUGCAGCUUAAUGAAGAGAAGUGUACACUGUUGUAUGAAGGUGGAGCGUAUUUGGGUCAGUAUUCAAUACAGAUCAUGGUGGAGGAUUUUCCUUCAUCUGUAAAGAACCAGAUUCACAACGAGGCAAAGCCUUUCUCCACUGUAUCUGUGCAUCUCUUAAUAACAGUUGAAAGUGGAUCAGGCUGCUCCGCUGUGCCAGAGUUCACAGGUGAAAGUCCAGCAGGGGGCACCGUGAUCCACGUCCUACCCUUUGAAGAAGUCCAUGUCAACAUUACUGUUGACUCAAGUGUGUCUGAAAUAGCUGUGAUUGGCCCACCGGGCCUCUUCAUAUCACCAAUGGAAACAGGCAUGAAUUUGCAGAGCUCCAUCACACUGUCCUGGGUCAGAGGUCCUAAUCAGUUUGCCCAUCUGCUGUCCAUUUGUUUUGCUGCAAAUACUCAGAGCCUGCAGUCUCACAUCAGGUGUAUGUGGCUGAAACAAACGCGAACAGACCCUUUGCCGCCAGGAACAGAGUUGAAAUGUAAUGAGCGAGAGCUUCAGAUGUCUCUAGUGCUUCCCACUUCCUUCCUGGAGAAUCUUCAUUUCUCUAACCUCCAGCUAAAUGAUCCAGCCUGCCCUGUGUUUUACAACACAACCCAUGUGACCACCACCUUCUCUCUGACAGGAUGUGGAACCAAGAGAAUGCAUUUAGGUUCAGAAUUGCUGUACACCAACACUUUACGCAGCAUCAAUCCCAACUCCACUAUAAGCCGUGUUGCCACUCUCAUUCUCCCACUCGCCUGCCGGAUUCCUGGCCAACAAGCCAAAGGUCCAAUAUUUAAAAUCUCCAUACCUGAAGAAGUGGAGACGUUUGGUGCAGUGUCCUUCUGGAUUGAGUUCCAUCUUCCCGGAGAGGGCCCUCUGGCUGCCGAGACGCGUGUGCCGCGCAUGCGCAGUUCGCAGCCGGUGCGUGCAGCUCGAGAGAUACGUGCUACGGGCAGGAUGGAGAUGCUGGACCUGCAUGUGUUUUCCAACUGCUCACUGGACCGUGCUGAGCUCAUGGUGGGCCGCUGUGUUGAGUCAGAGACACAAGACUUUGUAAACACACGGCCUUUGCUGAGCCACGGCUGUUCAGCUGGAAAUGGAACCUUGGAGAUCUUGACAUCAACUUCUACUGUUCGGAUUUACCGCUUAUAUCUCGGUUCUCUGGGUGUAAUGGGAGACACUAUGUAUGUUGAGUGUCUAGUGCAGCUUUGUGUUACCACCAAACAAUCCCAGAGAUGUCCUGAUCCAUGUACGGAAACAUCAGACAAGACUAUAGUAAACAGCAUUCUGACCCACAACUACACUGUCCGCUCAGGGCCUGUUCCCCUCAUAAAAGCCACAGAAACCAGCACUACAACUGCUAAACCAACCCCAACUGUGAAACCAGUUGCUCAGCCCUCCACUAACCAGGUCACAACAGCCUCUGCCUCUCACGCUCUAGAUAGAGGUGCAUUCUGGGUAGUUGCUGUGUCAAUGGCUGUGCUGCUUCUUCAGCUCAUGGAAAACUUUGUAGAGCGGUUCAUUGCUGACUAAUCAAAUUCAUCGUAUUUUAACUUCUUUCUUAACAACCAUUACGAUGUUUCUUUAUAUACCCUUUAAUCAUGGAAAAAGCACAUCUGGGCUGUGUUCCACUCCAGUUGUUUUUGCCCUUCACUCGCUAACUUCCCUCCAUCUCGUGGACUCUGAUGUACGUAAUUUACUUUGGAGUUGAUUUAUUAUUUAAACCCCUUUUUUACUUAUGAAUUUGUUUUAUUCAUCAUUCUAUAUGUAUAUACGUUGUUGGAGAAAAUAUAUAAAAUCAUUUAGGUAUAUGAGCUGUUUGAGUAAUUUUAUUUUUCUCCAACACACACACAAAAAAAUCAAUAGUAUAAACUUUGACUGUGAACAUAAGGUAGCUACAAGUAUUAUACAAUUAAAUCUCAACAUAAUAUAUUAUAAACUAUUAUGCAAUUAAUUUUCCAAAUAAUUAAUAUACACUACAGUUAAGCGCGAUCUGCUGUGACAUCACAGUCGAGUUGCAUUGUGGGAAAUAGAGCUGCUUGGAGUGUACAUCUGAGUAGACUUGCUCCCUCGCUCAAAAUCGAGGGGACGAGGGCCUAUCCACAUAAACUUCCCUCGCCCACUUAACAAAGUGGAACUCAUUCAAAAUGGUGGCAGAGAUUCCCCCGAGGGGAAGUGCUUAGGGAAGUUCGUGAGUGUAUGUCUAAAAGCAAAGUGGAACACACCCCUGGUAGGAAAACGUACUUUAUACUUUUACUGUCAUUCACAACUUUUGGGAAAACAUCAAGAAACACAACACCUCUUCCAAUCUUUUAAUUUUGACCACCUGUAAUAACAUCAUGUAAUUUCAUAAAAUGAUACAUUUUAUUAACAAGAAUAAAGAAAUCAGAUGUUCAGUAAAGAA